Zalophus californianus (California sea lion) is the source of this 4887-nucleotide messenger RNA. It is a transcript of the gene CCSAP, whose product is annotated as centriole, cilia and spindle associated protein. The record is from RefSeq and is a predicted model, not a curated record. Gene Ontology annotation, cellular component: axon; cytoskeleton; spindle. Bases 238 to 1065 code for a protein of 275 amino acids. The transcript has 5 exons. NCBI's taxonomy places the organism in Eukaryota, Metazoa, Chordata, Mammalia, Carnivora, Otariidae. Gene Ontology annotation, biological process: regulation of mitotic spindle assembly. Gene Ontology annotation, molecular function: microtubule binding.
GCGUGCACUCGUCUCUGGGAAACGCGAGCAGGGCAGGGACGCGGGCCGCCGCGCCGUCGGCGACAUCUUGCUCGGGAGGAAAGCGCGGGGGAGGGCGGGCCGCUCGGAGCUGCAGCGCCCAGCGCGCGUUGGACCGGCCGGGCGCCGCGGGGCGGGAGACGCAGGGCCAGCGCGGGGCGGCACCCAGGAGGCGGCGGCGGCUCGGAGCGGCGCGCACUCAGCCUGGCGGGAGGCACCAUGUCCCCGGGGAGCGGGGUGAAGAGCGAGUACAUGAAGCGCUACCGGGAGCCGCGCUGGGACGAGUACGGGCCGUGCUACCGCGAGCUGCUGCACUACCGCCUGGGCCGCCGGCUGCUGGAGCAGGCGCACGCGCCCUGGCUCUGGGACGACUGGGGCCCGGCCGGAGCCUCGGACGACUCGGCGUCAUCGGCGUCGUCCGGCGCCGGGGGCCCCGCGCCCCAGUGCGCCCCCGCCUCGCCACCCGCCGAGCCCGCGGCGCCGGAGGGGCCGGAACGGCGGGCGCGCGGGCCGGCGGAGGAGCGGGGCGCCGAGGCGGCGGAGGCCGAGGAGGCCCGGGACGCGGAGAGCGUGGAGGAGGCGGCCGCUGCGGCUCUGCCAGCACUGCCAGUGAAAGAUACAAAAGAAAAACCUGAACAACAGAUCAGAACAAAAGAGACUGACAAGUUACCUAGCAGUACUGAACCUCGACAGCAACAAAGUGCCUUAUUUGCGAGAGGAAAUAGGAAAGCAGUCAAAAGUCCUCAAAGAUCAUCAAGUAAAAUAAAAGAGAACAAGCAUCCGUUUGCCCUUUAUGGGUGGGGAGAAAAACAGACGGAUACAGGAAGCCAAAAAACUCACAACGUCUGUGCUUCUGCUCCGGUGCAUGAGAUUCAUGAAUCAGCAUUACGAGCCAAGAACAGAAGGCAGGUGGAAAAAAGGAAACUGAUGGCUCAGAGGCAGCGUGCUCACUCCGUAGAGGUGGAGAAGAACAGAAGGAUAAAGCCUUCCCCCUCCGAGAACCCGUGGAUGACAGAAUAUAUGAGAUGCUACUCAGCACGAGCCUAAAGGCAGAAACGGUUGCUGGGACAGCCUCUUCGAAAAAGUGUAAAUGAAAGAAAGAAGAAACAGAACAAAAGAAAAACCAUCUAAAGACAACAGACACAGGUUUAAGAAACCAGUGGAGGACGCAAGGUUUUUCGUGGGGAAUUUCCUAAAGACUGCUAUUUCGAUAGAUCCUGGUCACCUACCUCAGCUGUAGGGCGACAGUUGAAGCCAUAGACAUUUGGUUAUUUCUGAAGCUAAUUCCCUAUUUGAUAUUCUUAUAAGGGUUUUGUUUUAAAGCAUCUUAAUCUUUUCAGACACCAACACCGAAUGCCUUUAAAUGGCUACAGAUGCUUAACACUCAGUAUUUUCAUCAGAUUAGCUGGAGCCUGUUUUCACCCUGUUCUCAUCACUUUCCAGAUUCCAUAGCCCGUAAGGUCAUUCCGACUUGCAGCUUUAGACCCAUUUUCCUUUUGUGGAGUUUUCUUUGUGAAAGAAUAGCUUGUCAACUGAGUUUUCAACACUAAUAUUGACUCGUUGUGUAGUGAAACCAGAACUUACUUGUGUUUCAGUUUCGGGACCACGUCACAGAGACUGUGAUAUUUAAGAAUUGUCUGUGUUGGGGGAGGGUCCUCUUUUCUCUUUAGGAUGUCACUGAGGCACUUAUUAUCUCAUAGUUUAAUAGAUCGAAUGCAUUCCAAUGACUGAAGUGCCAGUGCUGUGUCUUUAGAGUAGUAUUGAAACUUUUUUUUUAUUAUUAUUGCAACUUUUUUUUUCUUUAAACACAUAACUGGGAAUCAGUUCCUUGCCGCAGUGUGGCCUUUCGGCACAUAUGCACUGUGGGCUUUUGCCUCUUCUAGAAUAGUUGGCGAUGACAUUUAGAACUUACAGUGUGAAAUUUCAUUUAAUUAUGUUGAGAUUGUCUUGCUCACUGGGGGCAGGGGGCAAAUAUUAAGGUACCAAUUAGAGAUGUGGCCUACCCCUCCUUUCUGUAAUUUCUCCUCUACAGACUCAUUCAUAAUAAAGCCUCAUACAUUAUUCAGACUUCUGGCCGAAACGCGUUACUCCCAGCCGGUAGAUGUUACAGAGAACUUACAGUGGGAGAAUAGUAGUGUGUCGAGGCACAGUUGUGAGUGUGUAAGCCAAGUGCUCCUUCCCUGGUACAUUUGCUCUUGGGGUAGAAAAAUGGUUUUGAGAAACACUGGUUUCUAUCCAGCAGAGACAGGAAUCUACAGGAAGGAUGAGUCCUAAAUUCUCUAUAAGAGAGGAAAGAGGUCUUUGCCUAGGCCAGGUUGUCACCUGGAGAUGGGCAAAUAAAAUUUGCCAUUAGAUGUGAGGUUGAACAUUUCCUUGAUAUUUUUACUCUGUAUCUUUGAAGUAUUAUGGUCAAUUUUUACUUUUUUUUUUUUUAAGUAGGCUCCACCCCCAACAUGGGGCUUGAACUCAUGACCCUCAGAGCAAGAGUCGCAUGCUGUACUGACUGAGCCAGCCAGGUGCCCCUAUUGUCAAUUUUUAGAACACAAAUAUGUUUUAUUCCACAUAAAGUCUUCACACAGUGUCAUCUUACAACUGUACUGAGCUUUGACAACUCACUUAAGAAUCAUGAGCUUUAAAAAAAAAACAAACUUUUUAAAUAUUUGCAUUGUUUUGAAGUGAAUUCUUUUACAUGGAGAGCUCUCCUAAUCAUUGAGAUGUAUAUUUAACAGGAAGUUCUAUAUGUUGGUCCAAACAACCUUGCUAAUAAUUCUGGUGAAUGUUGCUGUAAUUAUUAUUAAAGUCCUUAAACACUGCAGGUACCUAAAGAUCCAAUUAAUGUGGCAUUGUGAUGGUGUAACUGAUUGUAAAAACUGUUCCUUUCUAACCACUUCUUGCAUGUUUGGUUUUAGCCAUGAAGCUCAAGUGUUCCUGUUGCACCGGACAAUCUUAGGGAAGCUAGCCUUGGGAGUAGCUCAGGCCCCACGCUGACGGGCUGCCUUAGAAACCCAACUUCCUCAGGCUUUGACCAAGCCAGACUCUCUCCUUUAGAGAACAGACUCGUAUUUAAUGUGCUUACUACUGAAAAGUCCAGAUAGAGAUAAAACCUAGAAGGCAAUAUUGGCCAGUUGUCCCCCUUUUUAAGUAGAGGACAAAUGAACAAGCUUUUUAAAGUACUUUUAAUGUGCAAUGAACAAUGAAUAAAUUAAUCUGAAUUAAUUGUGAGUGCCCAUCCCAUGCCCGAGUCAUUAGUUGGUUAGGGUGUCUUUUCUUUUUAGGGGUGGAAAUUACCCUUUGAGCCCAUGGUGUUUUUCAGUGGUAACAAUUUGAUGCUCUUACUUUUUCCUUCUCACUCUAGAAACAAAUGUAUUUGUAACUAUGUUCCUAAAUCAUGGGCCAAGUUGGAAGACAGGAAGAUAGUUUAAAAUUACCUUUCCUGUUGAAAAAUUUGAAACUGUUUGAGAAUCCAGGGACACUUAGAAAGAUUAGAACAAAAUAAUGGCUACAUAAGACUCUCUCUUUUAAAUUUUGGUUUUAAAAUUAAAACAAAACCGUUGGCCAUAAACAUGUUUUCUGUGUUACUUUUAUCAAAAGCAGUAAUAGAAUAUUGAAUAACAUCUAGCACUCUGCUGGGCCAAGGUGAAUGAGAAGUAAAUAGGAAUCUAUUCUUUCUUUUUCUUUUAAAACCUAAAAGGCUGCUCUUAUUUAGGAGGUAUCAAGAUACUUUGGUACUUCUGGUUUUAUACAUACAUAUAUAUAUGUACUCCUCCACCACCAUGACAUUUCUAAGCACACGUACACAUUUUUUAAAGUUUACUGAACAUAUAGUAGGGUGUAGGUUAUCUUAAUUGCUCAUGAUGUAGUAGGCACAUAUUUAUGGCACUUCAUAUGUAAUAGCUUUGUCAUUGUUUCAUUAAAUAGAAAUUGCUAAUAACUUGAAAGGUGUAUAUGCAAGGUCACUCCACCUCGGUCAGCUAAAUUGCAUGAAAGGUGUCUGAGUUGUUAGAACUCACUUUCCAGAACAGAAUUCUGUGCUAUUGGCAGGGUUUAAAAAAAUCUGCAGUGAUUCCCCUCCUUUUAACUCGAAAUGCUGUACUGAGCAUAAACUUUAAAAAGGGAAUGUUAUAGUAUUUGGUAUUUAAAAUGUUUAAAAGCAUUAUUGGCAAAGAGGGAGAGAGGCAAAGCAUAUGUUGGAAGUGAAAACUUUUCUUGUUGACUGCUUCAGUAAAAAAAUAGUUUCGUGGAUAUUUUUACCCUGGACUAGAUUAAAAAUGGUGCUAAUGUUUAUUUAUCUUGAUUCUGUAUUUGUUUUGAUAUUAAAAUGCUAAUGCCUGACUCAUAAGGUCCUUACUAUAGUCUGGUGAUAAGUUACUUAAUAUUUAAAAAGGGAUCCUAAAAAUGUGACCUGAUCAUUUCAAAAUGUUUGCAUUUGAAAUGGAUUUUUAUACAACAGAAUGAGUAGGGAGUCAUUCGGUGUAAGUAUAUGCUUAAUACCAAAGUAUAUGCAAGGAACUAUGUCUAGAUUAUUGGCCCAGAUUUGCUCCCUUCAAGCCUCCUAGUGUGAGAUAGAAAUAAGUUGCUUCUUAAAUACUUAUUUCCAUUUUGGAAGGACACCUGCAUGAAGACAUUAGAAGCCUCUUUUUGGAUUUCUUUUAUAAUUAGCAAAACUGUACUUAAGAACAGUCUCCCCAUGUUGUUGUAUGUUUGAGUACGGACUUCACUUUAACAUUCUGAAGGAACAAAAGCUGGGCAUCUGUAAUCACAAAGCUCAGGCAAUGAGAAUUUUGGGUUGUAUUUUCUAAGAACUAUGUAUUGCUUUUAGCUUAUAUUUAAUAUUGCAAUUACUUGGAAAAUGUGAAUAAAGUUAAUAUU